Prorocentrum cordatum is the source of this 2388-nucleotide messenger RNA. Lineage: Eukaryota; Dinophyceae; Prorocentrales; Prorocentraceae. The record is from the annotation of a GenBank genome assembly.
CGAUGAUUCCCCUCUUCUUCUUCUCUGCGCCAGAUGCUCAGUCUCAUAACGCACCAGUCUCGACCACAAGGAGGAUUUCGGCACGAAGGGAGAACUCCACAACACAGGCACUGAAGUGACAGCUCUAUUCCUCACCAACUCCUCCAGAGGUGGUUGACUAUACUGGCGGCGGGGAGGGAGGCGGAGCCAGCAAACCACGGAAGCAGCAAGAGCAGGCCUGAAGGUGGGGGCCCCCUUUUGGAUCCCCGGAAGCCUACAAAUAACUGCCACGGCGUGAAUUACCAACGUCGACCUUGAACUGAUCUUUUGGGGUCAGCCCUUGAAGACCAAGAAUGCACGAAUCACUUCUGGGAGCAGGCGGCCCAGGGGGGACAUCUCUGGCCCGGGACCGCGAGUUACAUGGGGUCCCGAGCCAGAUAGCACAUACUAAACCACCAUUUAUCCAUCCACGGAUCAAUUGUUGAUUUCUCCGUUUAGUCAAAUCGUAUUCUGGGCCCCACCGAACAUCCCAUUCGAAGAUCGGCACUCCGUGCUCACGGAGCUGCUUCCUCCAGGCGCAUGACAGCCGCCCGGGGCCUGAGAAAAUCUCCAGCGCAACUGGCAUCAGGAGGCGAGCGACCGGAGAGGAUGUUGCCAAUCUGCCUCUCCACGCGCGCGGCGAAGGCGAGCAGCCCGGCCGGCAGCUUGCCGAUCUGCUCCGUGACCCGGCCGCCCUUGGUGCACCGCAUCAGCGAGCGGUCGUCGCGCCACCAGCCCCUGGCCUUGAUCUCUGCCAGCGCGCGGCGCCUGGCAGCCAGAUCCGACGCCGCCCCGCCGUGCCGCAGCUGGUGCAACGUUGGCGGUCCCUCCAGGCCGAGGCGCACCCUGGCCGCGCGGUAGGCGGCCGCCAGCUGCGCGUACGAGAGGUGCGACACGGCGCCCUCGAGCCCGGCCUCGCCCUUCAGGAUGCCGAGGACCGGGGCGAGGAACUGGAAGAAGGGCAGGUCCAGCAACAGGCUCUCGUCAUGCUCCCCCGUCUUCGACGUGGUCUCGGCCUCCUGCGGGAUCAACACCAGGCCCUACAGGUCGUGGCCUGGCAGCGCGAGCGGCGGCACCAGCUGCUUGCCGACGAGGCCGAGCAGCUCCACCGGCCUCGGGUAGAAACAAAACAUCACCACCACGAGCCGCGCCGCGUGAAGGUUGCCGCGGAACGCCAGGUCGUUGGCGAUGAGGCAGAGCACCUCCCAAGGCGUCGGCAGGCGGCACUUGGGAAGCGCCAGCCGCUUCCAGCCCCGAGGGCAGCGGGAUAGCCGCGGCAGCGAGCGGUCGUGCACCAGGCGCGGCAGGAAGUACUUCAGCACGGCGCCGAGCUUCGAGCCCUCGUAGCUGUCGCCGCCCUCGAGGAACUGCUGGUGGCAACGCUCCACGGCCGCGCUGUCCACCUUGGCUGCGCUGCUGAGCGUCGCGCGCAUCGCCGACGCGAACAGCUUGAACCCCUCGAAGACCCCCGCGUAGUCCCGCGGGCUGUGGGGGCCGACGCUCUCGCGCUCGAGGACCGCCAGCCCGCGGCUGUCCGGGCGCCUCGCCGGCCCCGGGAGGCGGGCCUCUCUGUUCGCCCUUCGAGCCUCGCGGGCCGCUCCGGCGGAGGCCCCCGCGAGCGCGGCGGCAGCGGCGAAGUGCCCGCGGUGGCGAGCCGGUCGCCGAGUCCUCCCGGGCCCUCUUGGACGGCCGCGCCAGGGGCCCCUUCGUCAGCACAGGGGCCGGCGCGGGCGGCGCCUGCUGGGGCCCGCGGAGGAGCGCCAUCCCCGGCCAAGGCCGCGGCGAGGGCGCCCGCGGGGCCGGCCCAGCUCGUCUUGAGCCGAGCCGGCUGAUGGCAACGCGACGGCUUGUCGGCGACGUUGAGCUCCGACCGUACCCAGCGGACUCGAGGAUACAUCUGGGAAGCGAAGAUAGCGGCGCACCACUGGCGGCGCACUCGCAUCAACAUGGGCGAAGAGGAGCGUCCUUGAUCCAUGGCAAGCACCUCGGACAUCGCAUCCGUGAUGAAGAGCUUGCGGGCGCCGUGGUUGGCCAGGCUCCUGCUGGCGCGCCUAGCCGCCCACGCAAGCGCCCGCCCCUCGAGCACGGGCAUGGCCUCAAGUCUGGACCACUUGCCCGAGGAGACCGUCGCCCAGCCGCCGGCGAGCAGCUCCGGCCCCAGCUCGGGGACCACCACGCGGGGGGCAGCCUCGGAGUCGCCGCUCCAGCGACCGAGCUCCCACGGCUCGACCUCGCCGGCCUGGGCGGCGCCAGGCUGGCGCCACUGCGCCACGAGCCUUGGUUUCCAGCGUGGGUCUGUUACUAUAGAGAGGGUCAUGAACCAAACGUUCAAACACAUGUUAUGCCUAUCUGUGCAUAUGCGGUCUGGCA